UACUAGAGGAAGGAAAGACAGAGAGACCUCAGAAGUUAUAACUUGAAUAUAAGCAGGGCAAGGGUUUCAGGUCUUACAGUCGCCGUUUACCCUUUGCACAAAACAGAACCGAUCUAUACACUCCACCGCCGCUCUCCGUCCGUCGCCCAUCAACUCCGCCGCUGCAGCAUCGCCUUCUUUCGCAUGAGUCAAUAGGUUCGCUCUGUUCAGCUCUGUACCCACUUUGAUUUAAAGAGUCAAUUCAGAUAUGUAUCCUUCUCGUGGGACUAACGCGUAUGGCCAGCAGCAGAGCUACUCCUCCCAAGCCGCGUAUCCGCAAAAUCUGGUAUCUGGUCACUCUGCUAGCUCUGCUGCAGUACCUGAUGGGUCCUCUCAACUGCUAGCUGCUUCACGUCAUUCAUCAAUGUUAGGUGGCUCUCAAGAAGCCAAUGCUAGUGGAUACAGAACUCAUGGUCAUCACCCCUCUUCUGGACCUAACUAUGGUGGGCAAUACAGUGCCGUGUAUGGCUCUUCCGCUCAACAGACUGGUACUGGAAGUGGAAAAGCAUCUGCAUCAUCAACUCUGGAAGGUCGCACCGGUUUCAAUUCAUCUAUUACCGACUCAACUAAAUACACAUUGGGUGACUAUGUUUCAUCAUCUGGCCAUGCAUAUGGCCAUAAAGCUGAAGUUUUUUCGGAGAGGGUUGGGGAUUACUCGACCUUGGAAAGACGUCAAUAUGCUGAACGUCAUAGUACCUAUGCAGGGGGUAGAGAUUUGAACAUUGAACCCACCUCCCACUAUCAGGAAAACAUUUCUUUUAAUAAACACCAGGCAGAAAUAUAUGACCGCAUGGAUCAAGCAUCAAUCAUCAGAAAAGAACAACUGCUAAAGGCUCAGGGACUGCAAUCCGGACCCCUUGAAGGGGUUCCAAGACAAGGUGACUAUCUUGCAGCAAGAACUGCUGCUGUUCGUCAUGCAGCACAAAAUCGUCUCUCAGCUCAAGAACUUAUCGCUUAUAGCACCCGAUCCGACCCCGAUCCCCACACAUUAUCAACAUUAGGCAGUUCGUCAUUCGAUGGUCAGCACGCUCCUUCAAUCUUAGGGGCAGCACCACAGAGAAGAUUAGAUGACCUCAUAUACUCUCAAAGUUCUUCAAAUCCUGGUUACGGUGUGAGCCUGCCGCCUGGUAGAGACUACGGAAUUGCUAAAGGGCUUCAUGCAUCAUCUCUCGAUUCAGAUUUUCCAAGUAUUUUGGCACGCCAUUCAAGGAUGGAUGAUUACAAGGACGACAGGAUUGCUUAUGCUCGGGAGCUUGAGCGGGUGGAAAAGGAGCGCCUAUACUUGCGCGCUCAUGAUAAAGACAGAGAAAGGGAGAAGGAAAGAGAGCGAGAAAGAGACCGGGAGCGUGAACGAGAAAAGGAGCGAGAGCGCGAACGACAAAGAAAAAGAGAAAGAGAACGAGAACGAGAACGCAUUUUGGAGCGGAAGGAAAAAGAACGUGAUAAUGAGCGCAAACGUGGAACUGAAGCUAGACGUGAAAGGACACCUCCAAGAAUAUCCAGGGAGCCCCGGGGUACAUCACUUACCAAGGACAGUAAGUCCUUAAGACGUGAUUCUCCGCGGCAUGAAGUUCUGCAUAGGCGCCAUUCACCAGUUAAAGAAACAAGAAGAGAAUAUGUGUGCAAAGGUUUACUCAUCUAGCUUGUUGGAAGCAGAAAGAGAUUAUUUGGCAUUAGAUAAGAUAUAUCCCCGGCUUUUCAUUUCGCCUGAAUGCACAAAGGUAGUUGUACAUUGGCCUAAGGGGAAUCUAAAGCUUUCUUUGUAUACGCCUGUCAGUUUUGAGCAUGAUUUUGUUGAAGGGGAGGCUUCAGAUGAGCAGAAAUUGUUGUCACCAAGCAAGCCUGCAAGUGACCUUAAAAAAUCAGAUCAUGGACUUACCAUAUGGAAUGCCAAGAUGAUUCUGAUGAGUGGACUCAGUAAAAAUGCUUUGGAUGAGCUAUCAUCUGACAGGAACUAUGAUGAUCGCAUACCUCACUUCUGUAAUAUGUUGAGAUUUGCAAUUCUUAAAAAAGACAAUUCUUUGAUGGCAAUUGGAGGCCCGUGGGACAUUGUUGAUGGUGGGGAUCCGUCAGUUGAUGACUCUGCAUUGGUUAAGACGAUUCUUAGAUAUGCAAAGGAGAUAACAAAUCUGGAGUUGAAGGACUGCCAAAACUGGAAUCGUUUCCUAGAGAUACAUUAUGAUAGAUUUGGAAAGGAUGGCAUGUUCAGUCACAAGGAGGUGACUGUUUAUUUUGUUCCAGACUUGUCUGAUUGUAAACCUUCGAUGGAUUUGUGGCGUGAACAAUGGGUCAAAUACAAGAAGGCAAUUGCUGAACGAGAACGCAUGGAGGCUCUCAGGAGAGAGAAACAUGAAGAAGUGAAGGAUAUCAAAGACAAGGAUCUUGAGAAACAGAAAGAUGCCAAGCGGGACACAAAAGGGGAUAAGAAGAAUGAGAAUGGCGCCAAGCUGAAACAGAACAAAGCUGAUAAGGAUGGAAGUGAUAAAAAAGCAACACCGAACAAAGCUGACAAGGAAGGAAGUGAUAAAAAAACAACACAAAAAAAAACUAGUAAGCCUGGAAGUGACAAGAAGACUGCACAGAGCAAAGCUGUCAAAGAUGGAAGCGAAAAGAAAACAAUACAGAGUGAACAUGGAGUUGUUGAAACUCAUGAUGAGAGCACUACUGACUCUGUUGCUGUGAUUAAAACUGGUGAAGGUGAAACUGAUAUUCAACCUGAAGCUAGUGUAAAGACCGGGAAGAAGAAAAUUGUAAGGAGAAUUGUGAAGAAAGCCGUAAGUAAGAAAGUGGAUGCUAGUACUUCUAAAGAAGACGAUGAGGUGAUGCAUGGGAAAGCUGAAGAAAAAGCUGCAGACGAAGAUGGUGUCUCUAAACAGGAUGCUUCUGCCACUCCUAAUUCAGUUAAAACUUUUGUGAGGAAGAAGAUUAUUAAGAAGGUCCCUGUUGUGAAAACAGCUAACAAGGUUAAUGAACCAACACCUUCCGAGGUUAAUAAAUCAGCGCCUUCUGAGACAGUGAAAAAUGGUGUUGACAACAUCUCUGUGGUCCAGGGAGCCAGUGUGAAGAGGACUAUCAAGAAAAAAAUUAUUAAAAGGGUGCUUAAAAGGAAAGUUGCCGCAGACAGUAGCAAUGGUGGUGUAAAUGUUGCCGAGGAUAACAAAGAUCACAUGGAGGAACAAAUAUCAGUGAAAGGUGACAUUGAUGAGGUGCAAAUAGCAUCUAAUUCUCAGGAAGGUUUAAUCUCUUCAGAAAUUAAAGUUAUUCCUAAAGUGGAACAACCAUCCCCACCAGCUGUGACUAAAGAGAAAAGAGUUGAAGAAGUAUGUAACACUACUUUGUCCAAAACAGAGUCAGGAACCAAUACUGAAAAGAAGAGUUCUCCGAAUAAUGAUUGUGUGAAGCUGGAAGCGAAGGAGCAACCUGAUGAAGACAAAGACAAGAAGGAAAAAAAAGACACUUCUAAAAGCAAAUCAGUUAAAGAGGUGAAAGAAAAGAGAAGUGAGGACAAGCGAGAUGAAAAAGAUAUUUCCAAAAGCAAAUCAAUCAAGGAGGUGAAAGUAAAGAAAAGUGAUGAACCACCCCGCCAUCCUGGGUUCAUUCUUCGAACACAAGGUGACAAAAAUUUCAAGUUGCAAUCAAUGUCACUCUCCCUUGAUUCUCUCUUGGAUUAUACUGACAAGGAUGUAGAUGAUUCAAGAUUUGAGCUUUCACUGUUUGCUGAAUCUAUGUAUGAGCUGCUUUAUUAUGAAAUGGGUUCCCGUCUCUUGACAUUUCUCAAGGAGCUGCGCAUUAACUCUACAAUCAAGAGAAACCAGCGGAAAAGAGAGCGAGAUGAAGCAUCCAAGAGAGAGACUGAAGAAAAAUCGGCGGCAAAGCGAGCAAAAACAGAAGAGUCUAAGGAUGAUAAUGAAUUACCCGGGGUGGACAAGCACAACAAGGAUGCUAUUUCUGAUGGGAAAGAAUCCCCUUCGAAGGAAGAAGCAACUACUAUCUCUUCUGCUAAGAUUGAAGAAGUUAAGAUUCAAGAUGAUUCUUCUGUGCAAAAUAACACUGACGAAGACGAAGAUGAAGAUCCGGAGGAAGAUCCUGAUGAAUAUGAAGAAAAUGCAGAAGAUGAAGAAAUGGUUGAUGUGAAAUCCGAGAAUGAAACAGACAAGGAAAAUGUUGAAGGCAAAACUGAUGGUGAUACUAAUACUGAGAAUGUUGACGGGGAUGAGAUGGAUGGGAAACAGGUAACGUGUGUAGAUGCUUCUAAAUCAAGUACAGAUGCUGAUGUAAGCAGCAAAGGUGAUAAGGUAACUAAGGCAGAGAUAGAGGCAAAGAGUGCCCAUGUGGAGAUUGACAAAGAUCUGUUGCAGGCUUUCAGAUUUUUUGACCGAAACCGAGUGGGGUACGUAAGGGUUGCAGAUCUCAGAUUGAUUAUUCAUAAUUUAGGGAAAUCCCUCUCGAACCGGGAUGUGAAGGAUUUGGUCCUGAACGCCCUUGUAGAGAGCAAUACAUCGAGGGAUGACCGGAUUAUUUACAACAAGCUUGUCAAGAUGUCUGCUUGAACUGCCCUUAAUCAGUAGGCUCAGACACUCAGUAGUACUUGUCACAUUUAAAAUAUUAGUUUAGGAUUUCCGGUUUCAAAGUCUCCGCAUGUUGCAGCUCUUUUAAUUAUGGAUUUUGAUUUUUUGUCUGAUCAUUUAACUGUUCUUUUUAAACAAAAAAUGGCUUAGUUUAUGUUCUUUUGUCUGAUCAUCAA
This is a messenger RNA of Cuscuta epithymum, 4783 nucleotides long. NCBI's taxonomy places the organism in Eukaryota, Viridiplantae, Streptophyta, Magnoliopsida, Solanales, Convolvulaceae. The record is from the annotation of a GenBank genome assembly.